AUGAAAUUGCAAAAGAUUAUCAGUGCUGUACUGUCUGCACUGUUGGUAAUUGUUUUUCUGCUGUACAUUUUCAUGGCAAUUAACAUUCCACAAAUUACUUGUUGGCUGUUACUCCACACUAUCGGAAGAGUACAUCCAAGAAUUGCCAGAUUCAUCAAGGUAUUGAAUUUGAGCGUGAGUGGAUUGGGUUUCUAUUGGUUUGUCUUUUUCAUAGAGGUUUAUGCUGGUUGUGAGUUGGAAUUUUCAGGAGAUGAAAUUAAAGAGAAGGAGAGUGCACUUGUCAUGUGUAAUCAUGUGAGUAAUGUUGAUUUCCUAGUGUUGGCAUGUAUUGCCUAUAGAAAGGGAUUGUUGGGAUUUUUGAAAUUCUUGGCAAAGAAGGAUUUACUCAUCAUUCCAUUCCUUGGUUUUCCUGGGUUAAUUUUAGGAAAACAAAUUGUUUUGGAUAGAAAUUGGCAAAAAGACCAACAAUCUAUUGCAGAUUCAGUGAAUUCUGUAAUGAAGGAUAAUAUUCCAAGCUAUGUCUUGAUUUUCCCUGAAGGAACACGUAUCACCCAAAAUAAUAUUACCAAAUCAAAUGAAUUUGCCAGAGAGAGAAAAUUGAGGGAAUUAAAUCAAGUUGUCCUUCCAAGAGUGAAAGGACUUGGAAUGAUGAUUAAGGCAAUUACCACUCAGCAGGAAAAUGCAAAUAUUGAUCUAUCUGUGGAAAAGGACAAUGGAAUUAAAUAUAUUUAUGACGUGACAAUUGGAUAUCCACCAACUAGGGAAUACAUUGAAUCGUGUAGAAAAGAGGCAGUGAAUGACAAGAAAGUUGCUUCCUCAAUCGUCAAUAAGGCAUUCCCUGUUUUGGGAGCUCCUGAAUUAUUGAUGAAACGUCUGAAAGGAACCAAGAUUUGUGUCAAUAUCAAAAAGAUUCCAAUCAACACCGUUCCACAUCAUGAUGAGAAACAAUUCAAUGAAUGGUGCUAUGAACGCUUCUACAGAAAAGAAGACAUGCUCUCACAAUUACAAACUGAUGCCAAGGAAAAUCUCAAGAAAUUGGAAAGCAAAAACUCCACUUCAACUAGUACCAAUGAUUUAAAUCCAAUCACAGUCUACCCCCAACAAGAAUUAUCCAAGUUAUACUCCUUCAGAAAUGAAAAGAUCCUUAAUGAACCCUUCCGAUUCGUUCCUUGGUGGUAA
Naegleria gruberi is the source of this 1179-nucleotide messenger RNA. RefSeq lists its product as uncharacterized. Gene Ontology annotation, cellular component: endomembrane system. The coding region runs from base 1 to 1179 and encodes 392 amino acids. The record is from RefSeq and is a predicted model, not a curated record. Gene Ontology annotation, molecular function: acyltransferase activity. The transcript has 2 exons. NCBI's taxonomy places the organism in Eukaryota, Heterolobosea, Eutetramitea, Acrasida, Naegleriidae.